UCAAAUGACUCAAAUCAUCAUCCCGUGCUAUUUUUAGAUAGGCACACGCUUGGCUACUGUACUAGCUACGGGGCAGAAACUUUCUUUCUACUUCUAGUCUUAUUUUUUAGCGUAAUUAGGUUCUGUAGACAAUAUGGGUGAUUUUGUUUGGGCAUUAAAGAAUGGAGACAUGGAAAAAGUAAAAGAGCUCGUGGAGAAUCAGAAAGUGAAUGUGAAAGAAGAGAUCAGCGGUAGACCACCUAUACAUUAUGCAGCUGACUAUGGACAGAAAGAUGUCAUUAAGUAUCUACUUGAGGCAGGAGCAGAUGUAAAUUCCAUUGACAAACAUGGGAUAAGUGCCUUACUAGCUGCAAUCUGGGAAGGACAUACAGAUUGUGUAAAGUUUAUGUUAGAAAAGGGGGCAAGGAAAGAAGGCGCUGCACCUGAUGGCACAAGUUAUCUAGACUGUGCUGAGAAGCAGGUGAUCAAGGCUCUGCUUAAGUGAGAGUGCUCCCGUGAAUGUAAAGGACAUGUGAAAUCGCUCAUUGCAGAAUGAUGUUUUUAAUCGUGGAGUUGAACACCAGGACAAGUUUUCUGCAACUCUGCCCAAGUCGCGCAGCCACAGCAGCGUGGGCCUGCACACAUUGCCGCUCUCUGGAAUGCAAGAAGCAUUGACUGAAGGGUGUCAGAUGCUGUAGGAACUAGAAACUCUGGGAUUUGGGACAUCUGCUCGCAGGCAGGCAGCUUGGCCCCUUGAUUUUCUCAUUGCAAAUGUUACUUAUUUAACUUAGAUUUAUAAGUGGCCAUGUGAGAGUUGUAGCGGUUGUGUCUCUUGUUUGGUACUUCAUCUCUUCUUUGUAGGAUGGUAUUGGAAGCACGCAGGUACAGACACUUGAAACUAUUCAACGUGUUACAGGAACUGUAGCUAAGUCUGUUAUGUAAGUCUGUGGCCAUUAUUGCGGCUGUUUUCAAUCAUGUGUUGUCUUUUCUAAUAUACUUAAAUGCCAAACAACGUGCUUACUGGUCUUUAGGUGGAAAAACUGUAAUCAUAUUACCAAAUUAUAUCUGCAUGAAUUUCGAAACAUUGGUUCAAACAGUCAUGAUUAUACCAGAUUAGUUUUAUGCAGCUUUAUGCAGGCUUCCAAGUUUGUUUUCUAUAUUUUUGUAUUCCAAUUCAAAAUAGUCAAGAGUUGAGAGGCAAGUAAUUUGUAUUUGCUAUGUUACGUGAAUUGGUGGCAAGAAUAUUUUAUACACUUGUAUUUUACUAUAAUAUAAUGCUUGAAAUAAUUGUAAAACUUACAAGUGGAUUAUAGAGAAUUAUAAAAUUAUUUGAGUAUAAAUUGUA
Messenger RNA from Priapulus caudatus, 1324 nucleotides. Its product is annotated as myotrophin-like. Gene Ontology annotation, cellular component: nucleus; cytoplasm. Gene Ontology annotation, molecular function: protein binding. Lineage: Eukaryota; Metazoa; Priapulida; Priapulimorpha; Priapulimorphida; Priapulidae. Gene Ontology annotation, biological process: regulation of barbed-end actin filament capping. The transcript has 4 exons. The record is from RefSeq and is a predicted model, not a curated record. The coding region runs from base 134 to 484 and encodes 116 amino acids.